UGAAUUGAUCUGACGUCACAUUGACAAACCCUACGCCAGUCCCGACAUGUCGCUGUCAGAAACAGAAACAAAACCUAAAAUUUUGCUGGCACUUUUGCGAACUUUAUUUUCUUUUAAACGUUUUAAUGAGAAUUGACUGAAAAAAUGGAGAAAAUCGACCGCAAACUGCAAAGCGGCAAUUCCGCCUUAAUAUCGCAAGUUUUUUCGCAGCUUGUACUCAGCGCCCAAACGAAAAACAGCGCUAAACUCGAAUUUGCCUACUUGAAAAGUAAAUGUUUAAGCGAUAGCAGUGGCCUUAUUAACGACAUAGCUAGAUUGACCAUAGUGGAACUGCUCCAGCGAAACCUGCUGCAAAUUGACGAUGUUUUGGCUGACUGUGUGACCAGUGUCGCAUCUACCAACAAUACUGUCUCACUGGUAAAAUUAAUUGGCAGCAUUUUACAGUUGCAAACUGCGGCCAGCUCAGCGCCUAGACAGUUCCAGCUGUCUCAGCACCCCCUGAUUAAGAUCCUACAAGAAGAUCAACGCGCUGAUGUGCAAAUGAGCAUCUUCAAUGAAAUCGCCCACAGUUGCCACUCGAAUCCACGUGCACAUCAACUGCACGAGCCCCUCUACUUGUACUGCCUGUGCAGCCCCUUAUCGAAAAUCGAGCUGGGACUGCUCAGACACAAAUUGUGGACUUUCUUCAUCGGAUACGACGAAGACAAUCAAACUAUCUGGGUUUUGAAGCUCGCCUGUUGGCUGCAGAUGGAAAACAAGCAUACCGAGCUGGCUGGAAGUUUGUUGGACGAGGCCCUGCAAAGGCAACUUCUCAACCCGGGCAAAUAUGUGGAUUAUUUGAUUUUCGCCCAGAUACUAGUGGUGGAGAAGAUGGUUGCUCGCAAUGCGGACUGUAGAUUGGUCAUCAAAACUCUUCUGGAUCUGCUGAAAAGAGUUGCCAUUGGCCACUCAAAUGCCGCCCUACUCAUUCUCAGUAAGGCUGUACUGGUUUGCUCGCCCGGUUACUUGGAGGAAUUGCUACAGUUAUGUCUGGUUUUAGCCAAUCACAGCCAAUGCAAGCCACAAUGCUACCUGGCCUUAAGGUCUGUCCUACUGCACUGGUUGGCCACGCCAAAUCUGCUCACUGAAAAAGCCAUGAAUGUCGCUCAAACCAUUCUGAAGCUCCAAAUUGGCAGGCCAAAAGAGCCAUCAGCUUCCGCUUCGCCGAUCCCCCAUCACUACAUGUGGAUGACCAACCCGGACAUGUUUUUGAACGUGCAUCUCGCCAAUAUCAGCAACAUUCCCGCAUUAGUUGCCGGCUUUCAAGACGCCCCCUUGCACUUCCAUAAAACCAACUUCACGUUUCUUUGCGGGUUGCUGUUGAACCAGCAGCUCCGCACUGAGCAUCAGCUGAACGUUCUUUCUAUGAUAGUCGCCUGUUCUUCCGGCCAUCAGGAGCUUCUUCCUACCGUGCUCAGCCUGUUGCUGUGCAAAUUGGCCAGUGCUGAUGAUCCGCGCCUGCACUUCGCAAUCCUCAAAGCUCUCCCGGCUAUGGCAAGGCUCAAAGACAACACACCGAAAGUUAUAGCUACGAUCCGGGCGAUUUCCCAGCAAGCUCCCGACUUGAAAGACUUUGCGUUGCGUUUGCUGUAUGAUACAUGGGAAGUGGACAAUUCGGCGUACUGGGCACUGGAAGAAGCCGCUAUGCAGCGCUCCGCUGCGCCGAAAGGACUGGAAAUGGAGCGUCAAAUAUCCAGGGCGUUCAUCUUCAGGCAGCUGACUGAGAGACGGCCCGAGUUGUACGGGAAAGACUUAGUGGCAAGUCUGUCACAGAUCCUGAACGAAUGCACCGGUCUGGAAGGGGCAGUGCCCACUGCGUUGGCCCUUGAGGGCAUUCAAGGCUUGUGCAAAGCUGAAAUAAUCGAUAUAGUGACCACUUGGAAAACUUUGUCGCCCAAGUUCAGACUGGACACCAGAGUGGCAGUGAUAAAAAGCCUGUGUGCACUGAUUGGCGAGAUUCCAAAUCUGGAAUACGCCCACUCUUUCGACAAGCUUUUGGAUGAAGUAGUGGCACAUUUGUGGAGCUACGUGGCCGAAAGCGAGCAUGUGGAGGUCCAGAAUGCGGCUUUUCAGGCCCUAUCAGCGUUCAGCUUGGAAACUAUUUCUAGGCACAUUCCAAGCGCCUAUCUGGCGGACCAUAAUGACAAAGAGGCGGUAAUAGUGACAGUUUGUUUCUAUUGGCUGGUGGGUUUUUCAGGAAAAAUCUGGGUUAGCUUUCUGUCCGAGCACCCGUGCAAGGAGGCAGCCAGAGACUUUCUAACUAAGCUCGUUGCUGCUGAAGUGGACAAUUACCUGAAGUUCGUCUAUCAGCUGAAAGCUCAACGAGAACCGGUGAACUAUUUGGCAUUACCUGCCCACAGCAUUGUGCGAGCUUUGACCGAAUUCAUCAAGCACCAUUUCCUCAAGGUAAAGAACUGGAAAGACCCUGCAAAGGACCAACUUUUUAUGAACUGCCUGAAAGUCCUUUCGACUAAAUACUCCAAACCGUUGCCGCCGCUCGACUGGAGCUUUUUGCUGGAACUCGUUCACGAUCCAGCUCUGAAAAGCCACUGCUUAAGUCUGGCUGCUCAUCAGGCAGUGUUGUCUGGAUCAGCCCGUCGGCUUGUGGAAACGUACAUCAUUGGCAUAACAGAAGCUCCGCAGUUUGAAUCGGCCAUCCAGGUCUACAGGAAUUUGAUCCAUAUCGCCAACAGCAUCCAGCCAGUCGUUUUAAAGCCAUUCUUCCAAAAUUCGCUGCAUUCUUUACUGGAAAGCGCCCAGCUUGAGCUCGUGCUCACUCACGUCUCGGAGGUUUUACAAGCGAAAGAUGUCCAGGAAGUGAAUAAACACACCAUUGAGGAGGUGAUCACUGAACUGAUAUUUGUUGCCGAUGCACACUCACAGAGCUUUCUCUCGCUCUUGGGCUGUGUGGAGGCGUUUUCGCCGCAGGCUCUCACAAAAAUCGUCACGGCAACCCCCCAGAAAGUGGGCCAAAAGGAAUUCGAAAAAAUCCUCAAAAUAACCUGCAGCAUUUCGAAAAAAACCGCAUCCUCUGCUCCUCUUGCUUGGUUGAACCACAUGUUUGCCUUGGCCUACCACAACAAGAUCGAUCUGCUCGUCUAUGUGGACGAGUUAAAGUCGGUGCUAAAACAGCGUGCUACUCACGAAGAUUCCCCCGCAUGGCUGAACGAUCGUUUUGGAGAAAUCCAGGUCAAAGUGGCCGAUGGCUGUGAUAUCAAGGAAACGGAGCAGCUGUGCGAUAUUCUGGCCAUCGCUGUGGUUUUCUUGUCCGGGUUGCAUGUGAUUUUGCCCAGCGGCCACAUCAACAGCAUAAAGUACGCGUUUCCAGCCGCGUUGUCUUUUUUGCUCGAUCAAUUGGCCUGGGGCCUUUACACGACACAGAUUUUAGAGUGGAUGCACUACAUGAGCAGCUCGGAGAGUAUUUCGGAAGAGUACAGGAAUAUAUUCGGAUGGACUUUGGCCGGCUUGAGGCACCAAGAGGAAUUUUCCAGGGGUUCCAGGUGGACGAAGUAUUUGGACUGCAGACUUUGUACAGUGGAUGCGGUUUAAUACACCGAACAUUUUAAUAGAACAUUUUUGGAAA
Molecule: messenger RNA, 3622 nt
Organism: Dendroctonus ponderosae (mountain pine beetle)
Lineage: Eukaryota; Metazoa; Arthropoda; Insecta; Coleoptera; Curculionidae
Product: focadhesin
Exons: 14
Coding region: 145-3588 (1147 amino acids)
Biological process (GO): regulation of post-transcriptional gene silencing
Source: RefSeq, a predicted model, not a curated record